AGUUGAGAAAGUAGCAAAAAUACUGCGUUGUGUGGCGGUGAGGCGGUGUUUCACCGCCACUAAGUUGCAAAUCGCUCACCUCACCUCCCUUACUUGAAUUUCUCGGAAUACAGCAGAACCCAGAAUAACAUCAUCAUCAUCAUCAUCCUCCAUCAAAGAAUUUUGAAGAAGAAAAAGGGAAGAACCCUAGCAACUUGUACUCGUAACAGCUCCAAAUGAGCGGUACCAGUACCGCCAAUCUAUUACCAACGCCACCCCAGGAAGAUGCUUGGAUUGUCACUUACCGGAAGCUGAUUUCUCACUGGCAAUCUGUUUCUCGGUCUCAGCAUCAUUCAACAGUGCCGAUAUCGAUAUCUAGAGUUAAUCAGUUUGAUGCUGCAAGGUUGGACAUUGAGAUGUCAGCCAUGCUAAAAGAACAGUUGGUUAAAGUCUUCUCAGUGAUAAAGCCAGGAAUGUUAUUUCAGUAUGAAGCAGAACUUGAUGCCUUCCUCGAGUUUCUCAUUUGGAGGUUCUCCAUUUGGGUAGAUAAGCCUACUCCUGGAAAUGGUCUCAUGAAUCUCAGAUAUAGAGAUGAACGUGCUAUAGAAAUCAGAGGAAAAGUCAGAAUGGGUUUGGAAGGUCCUGGACUAACUGUUGCUCAAAAGAUAUGGUAUUGCAUUGCCAAUGUGGGUCGGCAGUAUCUUUGGGCUCGUUUGCAAUCAUUCUCUGCUUUUCGUAGAUGGGGUGAUUUUGAGCAGAGGCCUUUGGCGCGCCAAGCUUGGGGUUUUAUACAACGUAUUGAAGGACUCUACAGGGCUGCCUCUUUUGGCAACCUACUCGUAUUUCUAUAUACAGGAAGUUAUAGGAAUCUCAUUGAAAGAGCUUUAAGAGCAAGGCUUGUCUAUGGGAGCCCUAACAUGAAUCGAGCUGUUAGUUUUGAGUACAUGAAUCGCCAGUUAGUAUGGAAUGAAUUCUCGGAGAUGCUAUUGCUGCUUCUCCCCCUUCUCAACUCACCAACCAUUAAAAGUUUGCUCCGUCCAUUUUCAAAGGAUAAAUCUUCGGGCUCUUCAGAGGAUAACUCUUCUUGCCCUCUUUGCCAGGCAAGCCCAACAAUUCCAUACCUUGCCCUCCCUUGUCAGCACAGUUAUUGUUACUACUGCCUUCGAACACGAUGUGCAGCAGCUCCAUCAUUCCGGUGUUCCAGAUGCAGCGAGCCAAUUGUUGCCAUGCAACGGCAUGGUGGUAGUAGUGAUGCUAAGACUCACACUCAAUAGUGGAGGAGGAGAACGAGGAAAAGCAUAUUGUAAACAGCUGAUGCUGUCUAAAAGAAAUGCUCGAAAUAGAGACACCUACACAGAUCAAUUGGGAACCAUUUUUUAUCUUUUUUUUUUUUUUGGAAGUAUUUGUACCCCAAUUGAGUUAUUCUUUGUCAUCUGUUACAUUUAUAACGAGCUUAUUUUUUAAACUCAUUAAAGAUUUGUCAAUAAG
This is a messenger RNA of Rubroshorea leprosula, 1467 nucleotides long. The record is from the annotation of a GenBank genome assembly. Lineage: Eukaryota; Viridiplantae; Streptophyta; Magnoliopsida; Malvales; Dipterocarpaceae.